This is a messenger RNA of Cooperia oncophora, 2958 nucleotides long. NCBI's taxonomy places the organism in Eukaryota, Metazoa, Nematoda, Chromadorea, Rhabditida, Trichostrongylidae. The record is from the annotation of a GenBank genome assembly.
AUGGAUCUCCACUUUCGCCGGGUUACCCACGAAGAGGAGUCAAUGGAGUUUCCCCAGAAGAUGAUCUCGCCAAUGUUAGCACUGAUCCUAGCAGUGACGAAGGAAGAAGCUGCGGAGGAAGCUGAAUGGGGAGACUAUGUGACACGAUGCCUGUGUGAAAUGCAGCACAAUGACGAAUGGAUGGUGGAAUGUGAACAGUGCAAUGUUUGGCAGCAUAUGAAAUGUAUGGGAAUUGAUCCAAAGAAGUUCAAUCAAAAUGAUACUUACCUCUGUGAAUAUUGUAAGCCACGACCACUCAAGUGGACAAAGAAACAAGCUCAAGAAUUGCAGCUGAAACAAUUGAAAGCUGUUUCACGUGAAAAAGAACGAAAGAUGGCCGAAAAAUUGAGGAGGCGAGAAGAACGAAAACGUGCCAAGCUCAACCAACGUUUGAAGGAACGCAACCACGCUAAGACCGCGAAAAGAGGUCCUGCAGCUUUCAAGAAGUUCCUAACGAUCUCUCGUAACGAAUACACGAAGCGAGCGAAACAGAUGCUAGCACUGUUCGAUACAACUGCGGGCGCUCAGAGUAUUUUGGAGAAUUCACGAGACCUGAAGCGUGGCAAGCGGAUGUUCGUCGCUCCGGAUAUUGAAGGUCUUGUGUCAACUGAAGCCAUAAAGCAGGAUGACGUCAUAAUGGAAUAUGUGGGGCAUGUUUGCUUACCGGACGAAUGUCCAGGAAGAUUGCAGCGUGGUGCACUGCAGCCAUACUGUGUUUUAUACAAUGGUCUUGGCCAAAACCUUCUGUGUAUCGAUGCUCGUCGUCAGGGAAGUGAUGCUCGAUUCGCCCGCAGGUGUUGCCGAUCUAACUCUACCCUCAAACAUGUGCUGUUAAAUGGAAGUAUCUACGUCAUGUUAGUGGCCUCGGAAAGAAUCGAGAAGGGAACUGAGGUGACGAUACCAUUCGAUUGUGAUUUCCGUGACACCCUCGUACCAGUUGAAUGUGCCUGUGGUGAUGAUCCGAAUUGCUAUAUGAUGCAGUUCAAUAAUUCCCUUCGUGGGAAGGCGUCAUGCGAAGAGCGGCCAAAUCAUGAUGUUGCGCCGCAGCAACCGCAGGCUUCAAAUGGAACAGCUUCUGGUCGUAGAGCUGCUGCGACGCCCCAUAAAACCAAGACGGAAAAUCGUGGUCGACCUAAGGGAAGUGGCAAAAAAGAGAAGGUUGCUGAAGAAACUCCACGGAAGAAGGGACCUGGUGGUCGAAAACCGAAGAAGGUCGGGAUACGUCUUCGCCGACAUUCUGACAGUAAGAACACGAAAUCAUCCGAUGAGUCGAUGGAACAGGCUGCCGAGGCUGAGGCCACUGAAAAAACGGAAGAGAAAGUGGUUGAGGAAAAGAACGAUGCCACAGAGAAUGAGAAAACCUCAGAAAAAGAAGAGGGAGAGGGACAAGCAGCAGAAGCGCCCCCAACUGUCCCCGCUCCUCCUGUAGAGAGCGUUGUCGUGGAAGUCAAGGUGGAAGAGAAGCCAAGCGUUGCGACCACCGAGCAACCUCCUGAGCAGCCACCUGCUUCACCAAAGAAGCCAGCUUCGGAAGGAAAUAAGUCAGCCCCGACUUCGCCCAAAAAGGAAGAACAGCAGCCCUCAACAACAGCUGGAAGGCGUCGAAGCAGUACAGGAUCGGGUCGUCUGUCCAAGAGGGAGGCAAUCGAGCAACUCAAGGAGGUCAUGGAUUACACGCUUCCUGAAGACAGAAAUAAACCUAGUCGAGAGGAAAGGAAACUCCAAGCUGCGUUGGCAGCUAUUGAAAGGAAGGAGGAAAAGGAGAAGCGACGAGCAGAGGCUCAUAAGGACUCCAGUGAUGUCAAGGAGAAAAGAGGUCCUGGACGGCCUGCUAGAUCGAGCACUGGAGGCGGUGCGAAAGCUGGGAAGCGCUCCUCUGAAAGACAUAAUGACAAGGAUAAGGAUAAGAAAGUGGAUAAGGACAAGAAAGUGGAUAAGAAAGUGGAACCUAUCGUGGAACCGUCCGUCAGGGAAAGCCCACGUGUAAAGAAGAAGAGGGAGGAUUUUAAAGAAAAUGAAGUUGAUGAAGUGUCCACUGUAGCUCAGCCACCAAGAAAACGAUGGGCAGCAGCAGUGAAAGAAAACGAAGCAGCUCAACGCGCCUCGUCGCCUGAGGUGACGUCUUCAUCGUCAGCAACUUCGACGGGAGCCGGAGAUGUCAGUUCAGCGGAUUCGGUCAACCCAAGUAGCGUUAGUGGGAAAAAGCUUUGGUUGCGACGACAUGCUGCGGAAUCAAUCAGUGAGGAAAGUGUGCAAGCGGCUGAGACUGCGGCAUCUUCUGAACCUCUGACAUGUGCGGCAGAUUCUACCAGUGACAUCGCCACAUUGCCAUCGAGGAUCCAGAUGAGUCCUCCAUUGAAGAAGAGACGGCACAUGUUGGAAGCAUGCCAAUCUGAUGAACAUGUUGCUGCAACAGCUCUGGCGCAAAUGGGUGCGAAAGCCGAGGGAUUUCGUUUUCACUGGAACAUGGCCUUACGCUACCUGAUGCCUAAUCUCAAUGAAAGCUUGAAUGUGGAUUUUGACUUGGCCGAGUCUGUGCGAAAACCAUUACCUCUACCGUCUGUACGUAAACCUGUCACAACUCUUCCUUCGGUGUCUGUAGAAGCUGCCACGGCCACAUCAACAUCGUCUCAAGUCCCCACGGCUUCUUCUUCAGUUGAAGUCAGAAAGGCUAAACGAUUGAGCUUGGAAGACUACAAAAGGCGUCGAAGUACAAUGGGCUCAUCGGACAACACGGCAGUUCCAAGUGGUGCUACUACAACGCAGACUACGACGUCUGGUAACCUUGCCGAUCUCAGAAAUCGAAGUGGAGAGAGUAAUAGUCGCCCGACACGUUCAUUCAUUCCUACCAUGGAUACCUCUUUGGACCAAAGUGCACUUUUGGACCUUGCUAGACAUGCAAUCCCUAUUCCGCCGUAG